This is a messenger RNA of Cucurbita pepo subsp. pepo (vegetable marrow), 1426 nucleotides long. RefSeq names its product FCS-Like Zinc finger 17. Lineage: Eukaryota; Viridiplantae; Streptophyta; Magnoliopsida; Cucurbitales; Cucurbitaceae. The record is from RefSeq and is a predicted model, not a curated record.
GAUAUGCGAGUAAGGACAUUUUUGCUCCUAAAGACGGUGGAUUGUGAGAUUCCACCUCAAUUGGGAAUGGAAACGAAACAAUACUUACAAGGGUAUGAAAACCUCUCCCUAAAAAACCACUAGAACAGUUGAAUCUGUGAAUGCACCAUCAACACGUCAAUUGGGAGAGUAGACCAUGUAAACUAAUAGUGGGCUACAAAUAGUAUCAAACCAGACAUUGUAUGGUAUGUGAGUAAGGACAUUUUUGCUCCCUGGAUUGUUGAGGAUAGGAACGAAACAAUACUUAUAAGGGUAUGAAAACCUCUCCCUACUCGAACAAUUGAAUAUCUGAAUACACCAUAAACACCUCAAUGGGAAAGCAGACCAUUAACUAAUAGUGGGCUCGAUCUAUUACAAAUAGUAUCAAACCAGACAUUAGACGGUAUGCGAGUAAAGACACUGUGCUCCCAAGGACGGUGGAUUGUGAGAUCCCACCUCAAUUGGGAAUAGGAACGAAACAAUACUUAUAAGGUAUAGAAACCACCCGAACAAUUGAAUCCAUGAAUACACCAUAAACAGACAAGGAAGAAAAUUAAAACUUGAAAGCAACAUAGCAUACAUAAGAACAGUACAUUUUCUGGGCAACCUGCGUUUAAAUAAACAACUUUUUAACCUUAAAAAAAUCAAUGUCCUUGUCUCAUUUUCCACGUUUCCAUUUUUUUUAUAAAAAAAAACAAACCACUCACCUUUUCCUUUGUGGAUAUCAUUUUUAUAUAUAAAUCUGUCGUAUCCAAUUCCCUCACACUCUCAUCAUCUUCCCCUUCCCAAAUUCAACACCCCCUUCACGAUGAAGCACAGGAAUCCAACCAAUUUGAAGGCUGUCGGGUUAGGAAUCCUUGUUCAUCGAUCCCCAGAACCAAAUCUAGUGGUUAAACAAUCCAGAAAGCUUGUUUUUUCACUCACUUCAUCUUCUAAUAACCCAUCUUUUCUCAAAUCAUGUGUUCUUUGCAACAAGAAUCUGGACCCCCAUGAUGAUAUUUACAUGUACAGGGGAGAUCAAGGUUACUGUAGUGUGAAGUGUCGGAACCAGCAGAUUGAAAUGGAUGAAAAGAAGGAAUUAGAAGCUUCUACAAGGAAAAUGGUGGAAGCUUACAGGCAAUGUCAGAGAAAUGAAGGAAGUGAAACUCGCCGUCUCUUGGAGGAUCUCCGGCGGCCACAUCACCGGCUUCCAUAUCUCCGGCGACCUGUUGUUUCGUAGUCUCCUCUGUUUUGAAUCUAAUGGAAAUGGCAAAAUUGUAAUUAAAAUGGAUGGAAGUAAUAGAAGCCCUAAAGAGUGUUCUCGUUUAAGUUCUUGUCCAUGGGUUUCUUUGUGUGUGUGUGUGUUGUAAUGAUGUAAGGCUGAAAUGAAACAUGUUUGGGAUAAUGUACUAACGUUAUCUUCAAACUA